This is a messenger RNA of Eremothecium gossypii ATCC 10895, 573 nucleotides long. It is a transcript of the gene SAR1, whose product is annotated as Arf family GTPase SAR1. The transcript has a single exon. The record is from RefSeq and is marked provisional. Gene Ontology annotation, biological process: endoplasmic reticulum to Golgi vesicle-mediated transport; vesicle organization; membrane organization. NCBI's taxonomy places the organism in Eukaryota, Fungi, Ascomycota, Saccharomycetes, Saccharomycetales, Saccharomycetaceae. Gene Ontology annotation, cellular component: COPII vesicle coat; endoplasmic reticulum exit site. The coding region runs from base 1 to 573 and encodes 190 amino acids. Gene Ontology annotation, molecular function: GTP binding; GTPase activity.
AUGGCAGUUUGGGACUUAUUCGGUUGGUUUAGAGACAUACUUUCGUCGCUAGGUCUCUGGAACAAACAUGGCAAGUUGUUGUUCUUGGGUUUGGACAAUGCGGGCAAGACCACGCUUUUGCACAUGCUAAAGAACGACCGGUUGGCGACACUGCAGCCAACAUGGCACCCCACUUCGGAGGAGCUUGCAAUCGGCAGCAUCAAGUUCACGACCUUCGACCUGGGGGGACAUAUCCAGGCGCGGCGGUUGUGGAAGGAUUACUUCCCGGAAGUGAACGGGAUUGUGUUCCUGGUGGACGCGGCCGACUCCGAGCGGUUCAACGAGGCACGUGUUGAGCUGGACGCGCUUUUCCAGAUUCCGGAAUUGAAGACGGUUCCGUUUGUCAUUCUGGGCAACAAGAUUGACGCGCCCAGCGCGGUGUCCGAGACAGAGCUGCGCGCUGCGCUUGGCCUACUGAACACGACCGGCGAUGCACGCAUUGAAGGACAGAGACCUGUGGAGCUAUUCAUGUGCUCGGUGGUCAUGAAGUCCGGAUACCUGGAGGCGUUCCAGUGGCUGUCACAGUACAUCUAA